This is a messenger RNA of Atta colombica, 1838 nucleotides long. RefSeq lists its product as uncharacterized. NCBI's taxonomy places the organism in Eukaryota, Metazoa, Arthropoda, Insecta, Hymenoptera, Formicidae. Gene Ontology annotation, cellular component: ciliary basal body; axoneme. The record is from RefSeq and is a predicted model, not a curated record. Gene Ontology annotation, biological process: microtubule cytoskeleton organization. The transcript has 6 exons. Bases 26 to 1600 code for a protein of 524 amino acids.
CGUAUAUUUGAAUUUUUCGUCAGAAAUGACAAGAUGUGUGAAGAAGCAGGUUAAUCUAAAAAGCAGCACUUAUAAUCAAACGGGACAGAAUUAUUUUGAACAAUUGGCAGCGUAUAAUUCAAUGAGCUUGCAUCUACGACGGGUUUUAUUGGCAAGAAGCGUAGUUGAUACAAGAAAUAAAAUUUAUUUGAAAAGAAUUCAGCGAUACAAAGUGCAAAGAGCUUAUGAUUGCGAAGUCUGUUUGCAUCUGGAUGAUGUCAUUGAUAGAUUGGCCUAUGAUACUCAACAUCAUCCCAUGGAUAUGUUAGAAAUAUGUUUAAACGCGAAGCAUCUGGACGUUUGCAAUUGUAAUUUAGAUCAAUUGAAAGCUUGUAGUAAUCACACAUGUUGUGACGAAACCGAUCAAAUGGAUCGACGGCAACAAUCAACAUCAAAGAAUCGAAGAAUAACAUCACCAUGUUCGCUGAAACGUAAAAAAUUUUCAGAAUCAAAUUUUAUUUGCAAAAAGGAACAGAAAUCUACGCGAGAUGUCCCUAAUAUAGUCAAUCCAUCAAUAUGCUUUUUGCAACAGAGAAGGUGCAGAUACGAAAAAGAGCUCCCAUCUCCUUGCGCAGCUACUAGAUUAAAUUCAAUGAUGUUUAAAUCAAGAUCUCAAUCCCCAGAACAAAAUUCACAGACAAAAAUCGAUUAUCACACGGUAUCUUCAAGUGACUCGCAACAUUACAAUUUUUGCGAUGAAAAAUAUAUCAAAGAGUCCAAACAAUUCACAAAUCCAAACAAUUCUCAAAAAGAAGAAGAGAAAAAAUAUAUUAAAUUUGUUUAUAACAUUACCAAAGAAAUAAUGCAGAGAGGUCUUUAUACUGAUAAAGAGUUGCAGGAUGUAUUUAAGAAGCACAUUAAUCAAUAUAAAGGAAUAUUAAACAUGAAUAAAAUGCUGUACGAGAUUUAUCAGUUAAAGAUCUCCUUAAAUAUGGCGGAUUCAGACACUGACGAAGAACUAGAAGAUUUGAUCCAUGCGCAAACAUUAUUAAAUAUAUCUGAGAUUAGGCCACCUACGCCGCCGAAGAUUUUGAAUGAAAAUAAAGUGAUGGAAAAAUUAGAAUCUUAUCAGAAAAUGAUGAAAGCUGACAGAUCUCCAAAAUUUACUACGAAAUCAGUGAUGCUGGUCGAUGCAAAUCCUGAACUACUUAUCACCGAAAGAGAUGUGCUGGUAUCGUUGGUAGAAGCAGGUGUAGAUCCGAAACAAGUUCAACAUAUUUAUAACAAUUUACGUCACAAGAGUAGAGAUAUCAACCUCACUGAAGGGACACAAAUGGACGUGGAAACUUUAUAUUCUUCGGUCUUGAAAGUAGACAAUUUAGAACUGGAAGACAACGACAAGCAGAUUUCUGUGAUUGCUGAAAGUGCUAAUGAUAAUUCUGCCGUGGAUCAUUUAAUUGAGUCUUCUGAAAAACAAGAACCGAGUUUAAUAUCGAAUUUCGUAUCCAUGCAAGACGAGACAAUGGAAAGAGGAAAAGACGAAAGAGAAGAAGACGGAAGAGAAGACGGAAGAGAAGAAAAUGAAAGAGGAGAAGAUGGAAAAGGAGAAGAGAGAAUCUGAAAUCACAUCUGAACAGAAUUAGCAAAAUCGUAAACUGAAUUAAUGAAUUUAUUUCUGUUUCUUCGUUAUGAACAUUUGCUUUCAAUGUCUUGCUCGUCAUAUUGUCCUUAUAAAUAUCGCCCUCGAGUAACUUAUUGUAUUAGCAACUAAAUAAACAUUGGAUAUGCAAUAUUUAGUUCACACAGGAAAAAAAAUAAUUUAUUUAUCACUUGAUAAUAUAUCAGUGUUAGAAAACAAA